AUGGGAAAUACUCAAAUUCAACUUGGAAAUCAAUCAAUACUCAUUGAAAGAGAAUUAGGAAGUGGUGGAUUUGGAAAAUUAUAUCUUGCUCAUCCACAAACUAAUUUAUCAAUUAAUUAUGCUUUAAAAACACAAUCUUUUUUUGACCAACAAAGAUUAGAUCAAAUUAAAAAAGAAAUUGCAAUUCAAAAAAAAUGUUGUCAGUGUGAAUUUGUUUGUCAAUUAUAUCUUUCUGCUGCAUUUUCAAAUCCAAGAAAAGAAGUAUUAAUGUUAAUGGAAUAUUGUCCUUCUUCAUUAGUUCAAAUAUUAGAAAAAUCAUAUCCAAAAGGAUUACAAGAAUCUAUUGUACUUGGUAUUUUCUAUCAAAUAGCUAAUGCAAUAUCAUUUCUUCAUUCCCAAAAUCCACCUAUUGUUCAUAGAGAUAUUAAAAUUGAAAAUAUUUUGUUUUCUUCAACAAGAAAAUUUAAACUCAUUGAUUUUGGAAGUGCAACAUUUGAACCUGAAUUAUUACGAAAACAAGGUGACUGUGGUACUAUUGAAGAAGAAGUUAAUAAAAUGACUACUCCUGAAUAUAGAGCACCAGAAUUAAUUAAUGUUUAUGAAUAUCUUCCUAUUGGAUGUAAAAGUGAUGUUUGGGCAUUUGGUUGUUUAAUUUAUAAAUGUUUAACUCUCCAUACUCCAUUUGAAGAUAGUCCAAUGAAAAUUCUUGCUGUAAAAUAUGAUUUACCAAAUUGUUCUCCUCUUCUUCAAACUUUAUUUAAAAUGAUAUUUAUCAGAAACCCAGUACAACGAGCUGAUAUUUUUCAAGUACUUGGAUUUAUUACAGACGCAACUAAAUUACCAAAUCCUUAUAUUUCAUUCAGAAAACCUUUCCAAUUAUAUUACAACCAAAAUGUUCAACAACCUCAACAACAACACAUCAAAGAUGACAUAAAAAUACAAAAACAAUCAUGUCAUCAAAAUAGUCAACAAAAUGAAGUAAAACAUAAAGGUGAUAAUAUUAAAGUAAGUGGAACAAAAACUUCUAUAAUAUCUAAUCAACAAAAUACUUCUGAACCUUCAAAAAAAACUCAUGUAGAAAUUAAUGAAAAUACAAUUAAUAUUUGUGGUAAACUUGCAAAAGGACUACCUCGAUCUCCAAGAAUAGCAAAUACUCAUUCAUCAAAACUUCCAAAAGAAACUCCAAAAACUAAUGAAAGUCAUCAAUCUUAUGACUUUGGAACCUUUAACUUCAAUGAACCUGUAAAAGUUUGUAUUCCGCGUCAAAAACAAGAAACGAGUCAGUCAUUUGAAUUUAAAGAUAAAUGUUCAUUUGAUGAAGUAGAUCAAGAUAAAAAACAACUUCAUACUAAUCAUGACUCUCAUCAGCAAUCUCUAAAAGUUUCCAAAACUAAACAACCUCAUCUCUCUUCUGAACAAACAAACCAAUUAUCUCCUUCUCUUUUUAAUUUUAAUUCAACAACCCCAUCAUAUAUUCCUCAAGCAAAAGUUGUUCAUCAAACAACUUCUAAUUCUUCAUUUGAUUUUGGUCAAAGUUCAUUUAAUUCUACUCAAAGUCAAAAGAAAGAAUUUAAUUCAUUUAAUUUUGACUCACAACCUAUGACUUCAAUUCCAUCACCAAUGCCAAAACAAAGGAUAUCUUCUACUUUUGUUUUCUAA
This is a messenger RNA of Entamoeba nuttalli P19, 1659 nucleotides long. Its product is annotated as protein kinase, putative. Gene Ontology annotation, molecular function: protein serine/threonine kinase activity; ATP binding. Gene Ontology annotation, cellular component: cytoplasm. The transcript has a single exon. The record is from RefSeq and is a predicted model, not a curated record. Gene Ontology annotation, biological process: protein phosphorylation. The coding region runs from base 1 to 1659 and encodes 552 amino acids. NCBI's taxonomy places the organism in Eukaryota, Evosea, Mastigamoebida, Endamoebidae.